GUCAACACGCAGCCAAUUCAAGAGCUUGUCCUAAGAUGAAGGAGGAAAUAGCGAUUCAAAAAGUUAGGACUAUGGAAAAACUGAGCUAUCUAGAAGCAAAGAAAAAAGUAAUCAGGCCCAUUCCUCAAAAAUCCUACUCCGAAAUUGCGGCGACCACAAAAACAUCUUUCAACCCUGAGGCAAGGAUAACCCCAAUGCAAGACCUGGUUCGCCAAUGGAAAGCCAAACCACUACAUGGUCAGUAUAGGAGCCGCAUAGAAGACAACGCCAUUGACACGAAGGCUUCCCAAGGAUGGUUGCAGUCAGACAUUAGUGAAUUGUCCAAUGGAAACGAAGAAGCUAAUUGUAUUAGCACAGAAGAUGCUACUAGGUCUUCAUACGAAGGUACUAGUUCAGGAGAACAUAUAUUCAUGAGUGCGCCCUCAUGGGCCGAAAACUGGAAGUCAUUCCUGCUGAUGAUUGAGAAACAUAACCUUUUGCUGGAAUCAUUACAAGAGGCAUUGUCGGGUGUUCGAGGACGGAUGUUGAAGAAUAACCCACAAGACGUCAAGAUGGGAGUAGAGAAGGCGUUUCACUUGGUUAAUAACUUAACUUCACUGACCAAGGACCUUAAGGGAAGGGGUGAGAGUUUCCAGAAGGAACUGGCAAUCACCCCUCGUGAAAGUUUAAGGUACCGCCCUAGAGCAGCAUCCACUGGCACUGCGAUAGUUCGGCCCAGAGGCGAAAAAAGGGAAGCAUCCAGAACACCUGAGGAAAAGAGGGAUCCAAACAAAGGCAAAACUGACACGCUCAGUCAACCAGCGUCAAAGGCGUCUCCGGGGCAAAGUCAGGACCACCACGAGCAAGGCAACAACGAAGAAGGCUUCCAAGUGGUUACCAAUCGAAAGAAAGAAGGAAGGAAAGUACAGAAAGAGAAAAGAAAGGAGAAAGUCGCAAGCAAAGAGCAUAAAGCGGACAAGGAGGGCAGAGCGGCGCCUUCAAACAGAACACGUAAGCGCAGAACGUCAGAAGCAGUCAAAGUCACUGCGGUCCUGAGGUCUUUUGCAGACAUCCUGAAGACUAUGAAGGCUAAAGUAAAUCCAGCCGAAACUGAGACAGAGCUCUUGUCCAUUAGAAGAACAAGGGACAAUGAUAUGCUGUUUGUCCUUAAAAAAGGCGGAAAGGCUUCUGAGUUUGCCCACGCUCUGGCAGAGGCGGUAAAGGAAAAGGCCGAAGUCAAAAGUCUAACCUUGUUCAAGACCUUAGAGCUAAGAGACUUGGAUGAAACCGUUACGGUAGAGGAAGUUAUCAACGCACUCCACCAGAAACUUGACAAGGACGCAGUGGACAUGAAUUGUCGCCUAUUUUCUCGACGUGACGCCCCGAAGGUAGCACUUAUCAAGACUUCGGAAUUAGACGCAGAACACUUGCUGAAGGGUUCAUAUUGGCUGGGUGAACUGCAGGAUACGAGAGCAUGUAGAAGUGACGAGAUGUCAUAG
This is a messenger RNA of Acanthoscelides obtectus, 1478 nucleotides long. The record is from the annotation of a GenBank genome assembly. Lineage: Eukaryota; Metazoa; Arthropoda; Insecta; Coleoptera; Chrysomelidae.